AAUUCAUUACGUUACAGGUUUCUAAGUGAAAAUUUGCAUACGCCAUGUUCGACACAACUAAAUACUUUCCGCGCUCAGUUGAUUCCGAGCAUCCAUCCUUGUCGGAGCCUAGUGGGUCCUCGUCACAGGACCAUCCGGUAACCUACGACAUGGUCCAUAAUCUGGAGGGCAGAUCUCCUGAUCAGAGUGCCAUCGAAAUGGCAUCGGAAGCUGACGAUGCCACUUCAGCUCCCCAGUUAAUGAUUAUUUUUGAGGAAGGUGACAUCAACAGUGCACUGCACUUCCUAAUCGAGUCGGCCCAAAAUCCCUUUGCCUCCAAUGCGGUGGCUGUGGUUCUGGUUGAGGAGAAAAUCCGGGAGGAGAUCGUCGAGAGAAUCCUGCCCAAGCUACACCCCCUGAGUAAGAUUGUGGCCGAGCAUCCUAGUUAUCUGACAGCACUGGAGAAAUGCGAGACCUCCAACUUGAACGUAAUUAGGGCCUGCACUACUGAGGUGGCGCCCCCACUGGCCUCGCCCACUUUUGUUUGCGAGUGUACUCACGAUGUGCUGGGUAGUUACCCAACUGGGGUUGUGACAUUUCACACAUUCCGCAAUAACCAGGAGGCCAUUGCCAUAUGUCGACGGGAAUCACUGGCCUUCGCAUCCGUCUCCAUUUGGAACGAAACGCUCACGGGAUGCUACGAUCUCGUAGUGGCGCUCAGCUCAUCCUAUUUCUUUCUGAAUUGCGCGAACGUGGACGUGUCACCAGUUUCAAGUCAGCUUAAGGCCCAGAAAAACUACGUGGCAAUUGAAAACGGCUUUCACUUCGAAGCCCUACGCAUCUAUGACAACUUUAAAUGCAUCGUAUUUCCCAUUGGUGGACUAAUCUUGCCACGCAUCGAAGAUCGCAAGAGGAUCGAGGAGGAGCACCAAGCUAUCUCCUUCUUAGAAGCUUAGUAUUGGAGUA
Drosophila erecta is the source of this 945-nucleotide messenger RNA. RefSeq lists its product as uncharacterized. The coding region runs from base 45 to 935 and encodes 296 amino acids. The record is from RefSeq and is a predicted model, not a curated record. The transcript has a single exon. NCBI's taxonomy places the organism in Eukaryota, Metazoa, Arthropoda, Insecta, Diptera, Drosophilidae. Gene Ontology annotation, molecular function: oxidoreductase activity, acting on the aldehyde or oxo group of donors, NAD or NADP as acceptor.